AUGUCCAGUUCCAAAAAGAAACCGAUUUUGGUGACGUGUCCUCAAUGCGAAGCCGUCGUACUCACUAAAGAUUCGGCUCGUCAUUCGGACUUUUGCGGCAAGCCAAUCGGAGAAUCCGACAUUGGAUGUGCUCGAAAAGGAGUCCUACGUGGAUUCAAUGUCCCCGUGGAUAGAGCCGAAGGAUUCCUGCCCCCAGACGCUGUCGGAUGGGAAAAGGUUAGUAGGAAUUAUAGAGUUUUCAAAUCUUCCCAUCGUUUUCCAGGAGCAUUCCAUCCUCGUCAACCAACAGACAAUGGAAAGUCUCGGAUUCCUCGCCCGGCAGCCCGUGAGAAUCCUUCACGCAGACGACGUCUUCAUUGGAAUUGUGUGGCCAUGCAAAGAAGUGUCACUUCUGAAAGUCUGCGUUAUUACGAGCAGAAUUCCACGCGAAAGAAUGAUCACACUGGAGUCGUGUGGAAGAGUGAAAAACGUGAAGACCUUGGCAGUUCAUCUGGAGACUGCCCUCACCCUUACACCGGCCCUCUCCGGAUUCCUCGAGGCGUAUCUCAGUCACUCGUUCAUUCAGUACGAACUGCCAAUCACUCUCAAAUACCUGGGUCAGCAAGUUAAAGUUAUUCCGAAAGAGCCGAUCGAGCAGAAAAUGGAACGGAUGAAGCUCGAAAAUCAGAAACCGAUCGUCGUUUCCACAGCCGUUGACUACAAACUUCAUGUCGUCAACUCUGAGAAUCCAGAAGAGAAGCUUGAGAAGAAGGAGGUUCCGAGAGAUUUGUCAAGAAUCGGAGGAAUGUUCGCUGCAAAACAAGUGCUCGAGGACUACGUGCUGGCUCCGCUCCGCCGGAAAGAAUCCCCUUGCUCCGUGCUCAUCUGGGGCCUUCCUGGAAGCGGAAAAACGUUGCUGCUCAAAGAGCUUGCUGCAGUAAUUUCGGCGACAUUUAUUGGAAACUGUGAGCAGCUUGCUGAAAUGAACGGAUCGACGACGGAGACCGUGGUGAUUGUGGAUGUGAACGAGGUGGAAAAGGAAAAUGCGAAGACGAACAGAGCGCUGAGCGAACUCUUGGCCGAUGAGAAAACGUGUGUUCUACUGUCCGUCCGGUCCUCUGAAUCUCUGGACAUUGGAUUCCGUGUCCGUUUUCCGGUCGAAGCCGAAAUCACUGUGCCCACUCAGGAUGAGCGUCUCGACAUUCUCUCCAGAAUCUCUCCACUGUUCGGAUUUCCCGCCGAACAUCAUCUGGAUGUUGCUCGUCACACUCACGGAUUCACAGGCGGCGACUUGUGCUCUCUUCUGAAGGCGUCAAAGUAUGCCCGCGGCGCAACGCAUCUGGAAAAAGUCGAGGACGCACGGAAGAGAAUUCGUCCGACCGGAAUCAGACAAUUCAUUCUGGAAGUGCCCAGUGUCUCGUGGAACGACAUUGGUGGAAACGAAGAACUGAAAUUGGAGAUUCAGCAAGCAGUCAUCUGGCCUCAGAAACAUCCGGAAGCAUUCGAACGAUUUGGAAUUGACCCGCCCGCCGGAAUCCUUCUUUACGGACCGCCGGGAUGCAGCAAGACACUCAUUGCGAGAGCACUCGCCAACGAGGCCAAAAUGAACUUUCUGGCUGUGAAAGGACCCGAACUGUUCAGUAAAUGGGUCGGAGACUCCGAAAAAGCCAUCCGAGAUCUGUUCGCCCGGGCCCGCCAAGUCGCUCCCACCAUUGUUUUCUUCGAUGAAAUCGAUGCGGUCGGAUCGUCACGAGGAUCAGAAAAGAGCUCGGGAGUCUCGGACAGAGUGCUGGCUCAGUUGCUCACAGAGCUCGACGGUCUGGAAAAGUCGAGCAGAGUAAUUCUUCUCGCCGCCACGAAUCGACCGGACCAACUGGAUAGUGCUCUUUUGAGACCCGGUCAGUUUUAGAAUCCUUUUGAAGAUCACACGAACGUUUUUGCGUGCAGGGCGUCUAGAUCGUGCCAUCUACGUGGGACUCCCGUGCGAAGCAACACGUCAGGCGAUUCUGGAAAUGCGAACGAGGAAGAUGAAGUUCGACGAAACGACGACGACGAUUCAGACGCUCGUGGAGAGGACGGCGGGCUAUUCCGGGGCGGAACUGGUGGCCGUCUGUCGGACCGCCGCCAUGUUCGCCAUGCGGGAGAGCAUCGAGGCGACCGUCGUGCAGUGGAAACAUUUCGAACUCGGUAACUCAGAUAGGUCUCUGACAUUCCGAAUCUAGUACAUUUUCAGCUCUUUCCGCAGUUGUUUCACGCACCGAAGCCUAUCUUCUGGAGAUUUACGAUGAUUUCAAAGCCGGCCGCACUUCGAAUGCAUGA
Molecule: messenger RNA, 2298 nt
Organism: Caenorhabditis sp. 36 PRJEB53466
Lineage: Eukaryota; Metazoa; Nematoda; Chromadorea; Rhabditida; Rhabditidae
Source: the annotation of a GenBank genome assembly